Molecule: messenger RNA, 675 nt
Organism: Entamoeba invadens IP1
Lineage: Eukaryota; Evosea; Mastigamoebida; Endamoebidae
Exons: 1
Coding region: 1-675 (224 amino acids)
Source: RefSeq, a predicted model, not a curated record
AUGUGCGAGUACACUUCUCCUUAUGUGAAACAGAAUGUUCUUCGUUCGUUCACUCUUCCUGCUGAGAUUAAGUUAAAUAACAACGAAGAGACUUCUCCAAGAAAGACUCCUCUGAACAAAAGACUCCCUGUUUUAAGAAAGUCCAGAGAAAAUAGAAACAACUUCACUUUGCAACAAACAUUGUGCGUCUGUCUCUUGAGUCCUUUCUGCAAAGUCUCCGUUCAUAAACCAACUAGAAGAUCUUCAGUCACAGAACAAUUCUUUAGAAUCUCAUCUCUCCAAUUCCCUGACGGUACUUCAAUUGAUGUCGCCUCGUUCUUGAAAGCACGAUGUGACACCAUGUACUACUCCGAUUUAAAGUCUGGCGUCUCUGAUAAAACCGCCACUAGAAGAUAUCAGAACAACAAGAAAAUCGAAAUGAUCCACUUCUUGUCUGACUUGCUCUUCAUGUGUGGCUAUGAAGUCAACUCUUCGUGCAAAGGAGGUAAAAUUGGGAUGAAUGUUCUUGAGGGAAUUAACUCUGUCCAGUGGGGGCAAUGUGUUAUUGUGUAUGAUAAUAUCAUUCCCAAACUUAUUGAAGCUAACCAUAUGCUCCUCAAAAGUACCAUUGACUCCGAGAACGACUACGUCGUCGACUCCACUGUGUUCAAUGGAAACUUCUUCUAUAAAUGUUGA